Molecule: messenger RNA, 459 nt
Organism: Acanthosepion pharaonis
Lineage: Eukaryota; Metazoa; Mollusca; Cephalopoda; Sepiida; Sepiidae
Source: the annotation of a GenBank genome assembly
AUGACGGCGAUUGAACUGAAAGACCAAGGAAACCGGCUUUUUGCCAUGAAAAAGUUCGAUGCAGCUAUAAAUUGUUAUACAAAGGCAAUUAUUAAAAGUCCAAAUACUCCAACAUUCUUCACAAACCGUGCAUUGUGCCACUUGAAACUGAAGCAAUGGGAACAAGCCAUCCAGGACUGUCGGCAGGCUCUAGACAUGGAUAGAAGUCUGGUGAAAGGCCAUUUUUUCAUGGGGCAGGCACUUGUAGAAUUGGGUUAUUAUGAUGAAUCUAUUGCCAGUUUAAAGAGAGCUCACGACUUGGCCAAAGAACAAAAAAUGAACUUUGGAGAUGAUAUUGCCAGUGCAUUGAGAAGUGCAAAGAAGAAACGCUGGAAUGUGCUUGAAGAGAAACGAAUUCAACAAGAGAUAGCUCUCCAAACUUACCUCAACAAAUUAAUCAACGAGGAGAUGGUUCGGUAA